Molecule: messenger RNA, 430 nt
Organism: Selaginella moellendorffii
Lineage: Eukaryota; Viridiplantae; Streptophyta; Lycopodiopsida; Selaginellales; Selaginellaceae
Product: probable small nuclear ribonucleoprotein G
Exons: 4
Coding region: 83-328 (81 amino acids)
Biological process (GO): spliceosomal snRNP assembly; mRNA splicing, via spliceosome
Cellular component (GO): P granule; spliceosomal tri-snRNP complex; U2-type prespliceosome
Molecular function (GO): RNA binding
Source: RefSeq, a predicted model, not a curated record
GUACUCUAACGGCUGGGAUACUGCCACGUAGCCAAGAUCAUUUUUUAGGGUUCCUGGCGAGGGAAGCGAGCGCCAAAGCACCAUGAGCAAGUCUGGGCAGCCGCCGGAUCUCAAGAAGUACAUGGAUUUGAAGCUUAUGAUCAAGCUCAACGCAAACCGAGUUGUGGUGGGCGUGCUGCGAGGAUUCGAUCAGUUCAUGAAUCUCGUCCUGGACAACACCAUGGAGAUCAGUGGCAACGAGAGAACGGAGAUUGGCAUGGUGGUGAUCAGGGGAAACAGCGUCGCCAUGAUCGAAGCUCUGGAACCUGUGGCGCCGAGAGCGCAGUAGAGGUUUUUAGCUCUGGAAUUUUGUUAAAGCCUCUCGCAAGCAAAGAACCAAGAAUUGUUUUCAUCUUUGCUGUUGAAAAAAAAAAACCGUAGAUUCUUCUUA